UUUCAUCACCUUACUGGGUGACAUCUUCAGCGCAUACUUCAAUUUGAAGUGAGCUACAAAUCUUCUCUAUCAUAUCUAAAUCUUACGAGAGGGAUACACUUCUCUCUGGUCGAAAGUGGGAAGACUUCGUCAAAAGGCAAGGAUCCACCAGAGAACAAUUAUUCUUUCUCCAUGAGUGCCUUCGUCAUUCAAUCCUACCAAACAGUGUUAGAUACAAACCACCAGUCAACUGCCCAAUGGGAUGGAAAUUGGCCGAACAAUGUGGAAGACGAAUGGUCAAAUUAAUGAUUACAGACGCACAUUAUUGGAUCAACAAAUAUCAACAAAUUAUAGAUAUCCAAAAAGCAAAAUUAGAGAAAACCCUCAACCAGGAACACCUGUCAACGCUGAUCACCGCAAUUACACUGUCAAGUGAAAAACACAGAGAACAAAGACGAAGAGCCCUCAAAACCAAGCUAGCCAAAAUUAGAAAACAACAACCAGACAAUACGCCCAUAGACUGCGUAGUCAACCUAUCAAAACAACCACUAUCAAAAACGGAACAACAACUACUACAAAAAGGAUUAAACUACAACACCGGAGAUGCUUCAAAAACUGAUUUCUUCGCUGCCUUUGAAUCAUUACUCAAAUCAUCAAACUUGAACGAGGAAACACAGGAAGAGAUACGCCAAACAAUUGUACCAAUGGUCAAACAGAAAAGACAACACACACAACUCAACGCUCAAGAACUAAAGGCCCUCAAAAAGCUGAAAAAUAGGAAGGACAUCGUCAUUUUACCAGCCGACAAAGGAAGAACAACAGUAGUCAUGGACAGAGAAGAAUAUACCAAGAAAGCUGAAGAACUACUCAAAGAUGAAGAUGUAUACCAACAACUCCCAACAAAUCCCAUACAAACAUUGGAUAACCGCAUCCAAAGGACCUUAAACAAGCUCACCAAAACUGGACAGAUCACAAAACAAGACCGAUGGCGAAUGAAAUCCAAUAGACUAGUCCUACCCCGAUUCUACGGCAGACCCAAAAUACACAAGGCAAAUAUCCCAUUACGACCAAUUGUAUCACUCCCGGGAACUCCAACAUAUAAUUUAUCCAAAGAAUUAUACAGAAAACUAAAACACCUAACGGAAUCUUGCGAUCACUCCAUCAACUCUGCUAUCCAAUUCCUGGAGAAAAUCAGAGGAAUCCAAAUAGAUGAACAAGAAAUAAUGGUAUCCUUUGAAGUGACAGCAUUAUAUACCUCCAUCGGACAAAAACUAGCAAAAGAAACCAUGGAGCAAUUACUUAGCAACGACGAACAACUGCCACAACAAUCAAAAAUGCAACACACAAGCUGGAUGGAAUGCAUAAAUCUAUGCCUAACAACAUACUUCUAAUUCGACGGCCAAAUAUAUGAACAAGUCAAAGGAACACCCAUGGGAUCGCCAAUAUCAGGUUUGAUUGCAGAAGCAGUGAUGCAAAGACUCGAAAACAUAAUUCUACCAAAGAUCAAACCCAAGAUUUGGAUACGCUACGUCGACGACACAUUUGUAAUCAUCAAAAGAAACGAAUUAGAUAAAACUCACAACUUAAUAAACAACGUCUUCAACGACAUCAAAUUCACAAGAGAAGAGGAAUCCGAGAACAAAAUACCGUUUUUGGACGUCUUAGUCAGGCGAACAACUACAGGAGAAUUAGAAACUCAAGUUUAUAGGAAAUCAACUCACACAGACCAAAUACUGAAUUACAACAGCAACAACCCAAUAACACACAAAAGGAAUUGCAUACAAACACUAUUCAAGAGAGCAAGGACUCACUGCAGCACUCCCACCUUAAGGAAAAUUGAAGAAAAGUAUCUCAUGGACGUCUUUCAAAAGAAUGGAUAUCCACGGAAUUUCAUCAAGAGACAUAUACCCCCAAGCCAACCUACCAAAGCAAAAGCCACCAAGGAAAGCACAAAGAAAAUUGCCUUACCAUAUAUAAAAGAUAUCUCAGAAAUCACUACAAGACUCUUCAAACCUUUAGGAAUUGACGUCGUACACAAACCAACAAAGUCGCUGCACUCAAUUCUAUGUCUACCGAAAGACUCAACAGCGAAAGAAGACAAAACCAACAUCAUCUACAAAAUAAACUGUAACAACUGCGAAAAACACUACAUCGGCCAAAGUGGACGUCCCCUUCGUCUUCGUAUCCAUGAACAUAAGCAAGCCGUCAAAAGACAUGAUAUCCACUCCCUCAUUUCACUACACACAGACAACUACGGACAUCAAUUCGACUGGGACAACGUUCAAAUAUUAGACAAAGGAAAUAACAAGAAUGUUAGAGAAUUUUUAGAAGCUUGGCAUUUCAGUGGAUCAUCAAUCAAUAGACACAUCGAGAAAAGAAAGAAACUUCACACACAAAGGGUCAAAGUUCAAGUCAAAGAAACAACCGGUUCCAAUACAAGUAACCUAGAAGGUGUGAAAACACACAAACAACCAAUCACGUCCAAGGUCACCAGGAGAGAUGAUUAAUAAACUCGUGGAGAAAUCUAAAAGCUCACUUCAAAUUGAAGUAUGCGCUGAAGAUGUCACCCAGUAAGGUGAUGAAAGCUUCGCAAACUAACCAUCCAGCUCAGAGAACAAAACCACAUC
Trichobilharzia regenti is the source of this 2606-nucleotide messenger RNA. NCBI's taxonomy places the organism in Eukaryota, Metazoa, Platyhelminthes, Trematoda, Strigeidida, Schistosomatidae. The record is from the annotation of a GenBank genome assembly.